GGUUUUAUUUUACAUGUUGAGGUUCAUAGGUACUUGAGACCUUUUAUGAUCAAUCUAUAUACUCAACUGUAAGAGAGCAGGGGCCGAUAUGCUGUCCAUUCUAGUUGCCCUUUUAGCCCUAACCCGGCUUUCGGCUGGCAAAGCCGUGUUUGCACAUUACAUGGUUGGAUCAAUGACUUCCAGUGAAGCAUCCCAAGACAUCAGCAAUGCCAUCGCCGCAGGCUUUGACGGUUUCGCACUCAAUACACACACCAUCAGCAGUAGCGAUACAUGGAACACAGAUGCAAUCAACUACCUCCUCAACGCUGCACAGGGGACAAACUUCAAAAUGUUUUUAUCUUUUGACAUGUCCUGGAACCUAGAUGUAGCUAGUCUGGGCUCUUUCCUGCUGCAAUUUAGUAGUCACUCUCAAUAUUAUACCACAGAUGACGGGAGGCCGUGGGUGAGUACAUAUGACGGCGGCUCGAUUGAUAGUGCGACAUGGGAUAGUUCAUUUAUUCAGCCUCUUGUCACUGGUGGUGUGACACCGUACUUUGUGCCUGAUUUCGAUGAUUGGUCUGGCUUUCCGCAGGGGUUUUUCGAUUCGUUUCCUGUUGUGGAUGGGGCGUUUAGUUGGGAGAGUGCGUGGCCUAGUGCGGGCAGCACGGCGGCGAAUGUUAGUGAUUCUGUGGAUGAGAGCUUGAUUCAGCAGGCUCAUGCUGCUGGGAAGGUUUAUAUGAUGCCACUAUCAACAUUCCAAUUCAAAUACCUCGGCUCAGGACAAGACUGGUACCGCAUCGGCGAAACAAACUUACCAGAACGCAUGGCCCAGAUACUAGCCCUACAACCCGACUUCGUCGAAGUAAUCACCUGGAACGAUGCAGGCGAAUCGCAUUACGUCGGCAGCUUCUGGCCCGAGCAAAUCGCAGGCACGAAUGAAGAUGAUUAUGCAAAUGGGUUCGAUCAUACCGGUUGGCAGAAAGUCAUCAAGCCUUUUAUUACGGCGUUUAAGAAUGGUGCGACGGAGGUUUCGUCCAUGGUGAGUGAGAGCGGGAAUCCGGAGGGAGCGAUUUGGUAUCGCACCUUACUCACGAGCGCGAGUUGCUCGAGCACAAUUACGAAUUAUCAGCAGGCUCGGGAUGCGAUUAAUUUUGCCGUGAUUUUACCGUCGUCUUCUUCUCCGUAUACGAUCGAGGUGUAUAGUAACAAUCAACUCAUCGGUACAUUUUCUGGGGUUGAGGGACUCAAUUAUGAGUCUGUGCCUGGUCUGCAGGCUGGUGGCGGUCAAUAUAUUCAAGUCUUGGAUAGUACGGGGGAUAUUGUUGCGUCGGCGAAUGGGACGAAGAAUGUUUUGAGUGAGGGUUCGGAUUCGUCGAUGUGUAAUUGGAAUUAUGAGGUUGUUGGGUUGCCCUAAUCAGACUUCAACAUUCAUGAAUGGAGGAUCCACUUCUAGAUUACAGAAAUCCUGCUCAUGCUUGCUUUGGAGCGGCAGUCUAGCAAUGGUUGGUGACUGUUGACGAAUAUUAAUAGAUACGAAUUAUGAGUUACAAUGAAUAAGCAAUAAUGUUAAAUCAUUUAUUUAUGCAUAAAGCUAGCACAAACAUAGUCAAUAUCAUAGACAUAAACGAAACUCGAAGGUUCUAGGGAUUGUACAGGUUCGAAGGUGACAAGUUUUUCGAUCAUAUAAGACCGCAGAAAAAGGAAGCUUCUAAACUGAAGUUGUAAUGAGUGUUACUUAUGAAUGCUGGAACACAGCUUUCCAAGAACAGCGUACAAAACAACCAUACCUGCCAUGUUUAGAAGUGAGAAUAGAUAUUAGACAAUAGCGUAACCAAUCGCUACUCUAAGCGUAAAAAGAUGUUUAAAAAAGAAACGAAGGCAGAGUAACGUUGUAUGUAACAUUUUGUAGAAGAGAAAAUGAAGUCAUGACGACUCCAGUUUAAAUCAAGGCCAAGAUAGCGAUGGCACCAGCUAAUACGCCGGCCUUACCAACCUUGACAGCUGAGGCGGCACCGGUGUAGAGAGGGCUGCUGGGUUUAGUGGUUGUUGCACCAGGCUUAGAGAAGGGAGAAGGAGUGAAGGUUGGAGCAGCUGAUGCUGGUGCUGUAGGACCAGCCGGUGCGGAACUGGUUGAUGCUCCAACGGGGUAAGGAGGAACAACAGUGCUCACAGCUUCGGGUGAGAUGGAAGUUGGGACUGGAACGACAACAGUGGAUUCACCGCCAGGAACUGGAACCACGGAAGUGGUUCCACCAACGGGAACAACCGGGACGAUUGUAGUACCAGGAACAACCACCGGAGGGGUUGAGGUGCUCACUGCAGUAACAGUGAUAGUGCUUGUUCCGGUCACGGGGAUGGUGAAGGUAGACGAUCCGCUUGUUGUGGCUGC
Messenger RNA from Talaromyces stipitatus ATCC 10500, 2368 nucleotides. RefSeq names its product glucan endo-1,3-alpha-glucosidase agn1 precursor, putative. Gene Ontology annotation, molecular function: glucan endo-1,3-alpha-glucosidase activity. NCBI's taxonomy places the organism in Eukaryota, Fungi, Ascomycota, Eurotiomycetes, Eurotiales, Trichocomaceae. Bases 89 to 1393 code for a protein of 434 amino acids. The transcript has 3 exons. The record is from RefSeq and is a predicted model, not a curated record.